GACAAGAAGUCUACAUACAUGAUGCAGAUUGUAGAUUGAAAUGUUAUCGAAGAAUAACUUAAAAUAUUUCUGCCAAGUGAUUUUUGUUAUCUUUCCUACAUAAUUAUUUUUUCUAACGUUUACUUAAGGUACUUGAAAUGGGUUGGGUAUUAGAGGUAGCCAAGAUGUUUCUCUAUUUAUCGUUUCCUGUUGGAAUAUUUCACUAUGUCAAUCAGCCAGCCUACUUUGAUAAGUGGGUGAUACAAGCAAAAAAGGAAUAUUUCCCAAUUCAGAGUAAACAGGUGCAUAAGGAGAUGGAUGACUUUAUUCACGACUUCAAUGCUAAAAUUCAAAAGAAACAUUUGGACUCUAUGGAGAGACAGAGUAAAAACAAACAGUGAAGAAAAUAUAUUGUAAUGUUUUCAAUUGUGAUAGUAGUAGUAAAAUUUAUUUUUUUGUACAA
Messenger RNA from Acromyrmex echinatior (Panamanian leafcutter ant), 442 nucleotides. Its product is annotated as protein PET100 homolog, mitochondrial. NCBI's taxonomy places the organism in Eukaryota, Metazoa, Arthropoda, Insecta, Hymenoptera, Formicidae. Gene Ontology annotation, cellular component: mitochondrial inner membrane; mitochondrion. Gene Ontology annotation, biological process: mitochondrial respiratory chain complex IV assembly. The record is from RefSeq and is a predicted model, not a curated record.